ACGUGUAAGUAGCGAUGAGACCAGGAAGUGAGAACUAAGGAAGCAAAAUAGUUUGAUAAUAUUUUUUAAAUUUUUCCUCGUUAUCAAGUUUUAUCAUUUGUACUGCUGUGAAUAGGGGUGUACUGUGGUUUUGUAACAUAUCGCCGGUGGGUUAGCUAUCGUGUUAGCUGCAAUGGGACGUCAUGGUGGCAUUGGAUUAGUAGUUUUUGUACUGUUACUCGUGUUGUUUUUUUGCGAAGCAAGAAGACACAAACUCGCACUAAAGAAUGACACCCGAUUUGUUGUCCAUCUUAACACCUUUGGUUUCUAUGCCAACGGAACUUUGGAUGUCAACGUUGUGUCCCUGAGACUGCCUGAGGACCACGGCAAGGAACCAGUUGGCUUUAGUCUCUCCAAGUCUCGUGUAAAUGAAAUGCUGUCCUACACUGCGAAGGAAAUGGGUGAAUGUCUGCUAGACAAAGAAAGCAGUGCCGAACCCCUCAUCCUCUUCCUCAUAGACACCAACAAACAAAGGGUCAAUGUCAAGUCGUAUAGUGACCAGGACAGUGUCCUGACUAAGCUAAAGGCAGACGAGACGCAAACUAAGGAUUCAGGUUCCAGGAAGAGGAGAGAGACUGUUUACCAUGGCAUUGCAGGAAGUCAAUUGCAGGGGGGAGGAAAAGAUGGAAACGAAAGCAAAGACACAAAACAAACAAAGACAGGGGACAAUAAACAUGAAGAGAAUAAAGACAGAAGUGGGGUGACUAAGAAAGCAGAAGACAAAGAGACAAAACAAACAAAGGACAAAAAAGAUGAAGAAAAAGAGACAAAACAAACAAAGGACAAAAAAGAUGAAGAACUGAAAGAGAAAAAAGAUAAUCUAGGACCCAAGGAGGACGUGAAAGAAGUCCUACAGACGAGGCGGAUCAACGGGCUGACUCUGGAUCUGCACAAUACCAAUGGCUCCUACAGCUUCAGCUUCCACCUAGUGAUUGGCCAGUUGGAUGAGGGCCUGUACAACUUCAACUUCCACUACUGUGAGAACAGUCAGCCUGCCGUCAACCGCCUCUACACUCUCAACGUGGAGGUGAUCGAGAGGAACCCAGGAGGUUUCCUUUCUGCAGCAGAGAUCCCUCUUCCUCGCCUCUAUAUUGGGAUGGCCGGAGUCUUCUUCAUCAUAUCCAUACUCUGGGUCUACACCCUGAUGAAGCACAGGUACAGUGUUUUUAAGAUCCAUUGGCUGAUGGCCGCCCUGUGCUUCACCAAGUCCAUCUCCCUGGUCUUCCACAGCAUCAACUACCACUUCAUCAACACGGAAGGUCAUCCCAUCGAAGGCUGGGCCGUCAUGUACUACAUCACACACCUUCUGAAGGGGGCGCUGUUGUUCAUCACUCUGGCGUUGAUCGGUACUGGCUGGGCUUUCGUCAAGUAUGUUCUGUCAGACAAGGAGAAGAAGAUCUUCAUGAUCGUCAUCCCUUUACAGGUCUUGGCCAACGUUGCCUACAUCAUCAUAGAGUCCACGGAGGAGGGCUCCAGUGAGUACGCCCUGUGGAAGGAGGUGCUGUUCCUCGUCGACCUCAUCUGCUGUGGCGCCAUCCUCUUCCCUGUCGUGUGGUCUAUUCGUCACCUACAAGAGGCCUCAGGCACUGAUGGAAAAGCUGCCAUGAACCUGGAGAAGCUCAAACUCUUCCGACAUUACUACGUCAUGAUUGUGUGUUAUAUCUACUUCACGAGGAUCAUAGCCAUCCUGCUGAAGUUCACAGUGCCUUUCCAGUGGCAGUGGUGUUAUGAGUUCUUAGUGGAGGUGUCCACUUUGAUCUUCUUUGUGUUGACUGGGUAUAAGUUCCGCCCUGCCUCCAACAACCCCUACCUACAGCUGCCCCAGGAUGAAGAGGAUGUUGAGAUGGACGAAGUAGUGACGGAGUCGGGUGUGUUGGAGGGCAUCUCUAAAGUCAAGAAGACGUCAAAUGGCCGUGAGCGCCAGCGCGAGUCCACCUAGCCAGAGUGUAUCAGCGCAGAACGCUGUUAGAACGGAGGAGGGUUCAGACAGACCACGCCUCCCUGAGACUCCUCCUUCCUCCUGCUAAUGUUGUGGGUGGCUGUUACAAUAGCAACCUCUGCCUCGCUAUGCAAAAAAAAAAAAGACUCAUGACAACGAACCUCCGUGUCCGUUGCCUCUCCUCUCUCUCUCUCUCGUUUAUCUGGAGGCUCCACACCCCGUGUCUUGUAAUGGUUCGUUCCAGGGUGGAGAAACUUUAUCCCCCCCCCCCCUUGGCGAUGGACAGAUGGAACGGUUCAGCCUGGGGUUGAAAAGACCUCCCCUGACUUCUGUCUUUUGUUGUAUUUCUUGCUCUCUUCCGUUCUUUUUGUCUCUCUCUUCAUUCUGGACAACGGAGGGAACGACAAUCCAAAGAUGAUCAUUUUUCCAGACCUGUGAUUUGUAUAUUUUGUAUCCUGAUGGUUUAAUGCUCCCUUCCCUGGUCCCCAAUGGCACCUUAUUCCCUAUAUAGGGCUCUAACUGUGACCAGAGCCCUCUGGGGAAUCAGGUGUCCUCUGGGAGGAGGCUUCUGACUAUUUAAGUCUUACUUCCGUUCUGUUGAAGUGUGUGUGUGUGUGUGUGUUCUAUUUUGAGACGCUGACUCCGAGUUUUUCAGUCUUCAUAUGAUGGUUCCAGUAGGUUCCUGGCUUUUGCUCCAGCCCGGCAGUGACUCAACAGAUAACACUACAAAGGCUGAAAUACAUUUCUCAUCAGUUAAGUUACAGUGGUAACAAAUGGCAGAUUUUUCUCAGUUUCUCUUAGUCGUUAGCAAAGUCGUCAUUGGUGGAAUCAGGGGUUAGGGUGAGGUCAGGUGUGAGGGUGAGGUUACGGUGAGGUCGGGUGUUAGGGUGAGGUUACGGUGAGGUCAGGUGUUAGCGUGAGGUCAGGGUGAGGUCAGGUGUUAGCGUGAGGUCAGGUUUAAGGGUGAGGUUACGGUGAGGUCAGGUGUUAGGGUGAGGUCAGGUGUUAGGGUGAGGUUACAGUGAGGUCAGGUGUUAGCGUGAGGUCAGGUGUUAGGGUGAGGUCAGGUUUAAGGGCGAGGUUACGGUGAGGUCGGGUGUUAGGGUGAGGUCGGGUGUUAGGGUGAGGUUACGGUGAGGUCAGGUGUUAGGGUGAGGUCAGGUGUUAGGGUGAGGUUACAGUGAGGUCAGGUGUUAGGGUGAGGUCAGGUGUUAGGGUGAGGUUACGGUGAGGUCAGGUGUUAGCGUAAGGUCAGGUUUAAGGGUGAGGUUACGGUGAGGUCAGGUGUUAGGGUGAGGUUACAGUGAGGUCAGGUGUUAGGGUGAGGUCAGGUUUAAGGGUGAAGUCAGGUUUAAGGGUGAGGUUACGGUGAGGUCAGGUUUAAGGGUCAGGUGUUAGGGUGAGGUCAGGUGUUAGGAUAAGGCGGUCUGGAGAAGCCAGGACUUGAUUGUGGAAUCAAUUUUUUCGGGUGUGUUAGACUCCUUUUGAAAGGACAGCUGUGAAAGAUAGAAUGAGGUUCUCAUUGAAACAGCAGUAGGACUCGAGGCAGAACAACAGGCCACAUCUAGACACCCACGAACUCCCUACGUAUUGACCACCCCAGGCCACAUCUAGACACCCACGAACUCCCUACGUAUUGACCACCCCAGGCCACAUCUAGACACCCCCGAACUCCCUACGUAUUGACCACCCCAGGCCACAUCUAGACACCC
Molecule: messenger RNA, 3690 nt
Organism: Esox lucius (northern pike)
Lineage: Eukaryota; Metazoa; Chordata; Actinopteri; Esociformes; Esocidae
Product: protein GPR108
Exons: 19
Coding region: 173-1978 (601 amino acids)
Biological process (GO): transport
Cellular component (GO): membrane; Golgi apparatus
Source: RefSeq, a predicted model, not a curated record